This is a messenger RNA of Elephantulus edwardii (Cape elephant shrew), 414 nucleotides long. It is a transcript of the gene PDRG1, whose product is annotated as p53 and DNA-damage regulated 1. NCBI's taxonomy places the organism in Eukaryota, Metazoa, Chordata, Mammalia, Macroscelidea, Macroscelididae. The record is from RefSeq and is a predicted model, not a curated record. The transcript has 5 exons. Gene Ontology annotation, biological process: protein folding. The coding region runs from base 13 to 414 and encodes 133 amino acids. Gene Ontology annotation, cellular component: prefoldin complex.
UUUGGGUGCAGCAUGCUUUCGCCCGAGGCCGAGCGCGUGUUGCAUUACCUGGUGGAGGUGGAAGAACUCGCCGAGGAAGUGCUGGCGAGCAAGCAGCAGAUUGUGGACCUGGACACCAAACGGAAUCAGAACCGGGAGGCCCUGAGGGCCCUGCAGAAGGACCUCAGCCCUUCUAAUGAUGUGAUGGUUUGCUUCGGAAGCAUGUUCAUCAAGAUGCCUCACCCUCAGACGAAGGAAAUGAUUGAGAAAGAUCAGGCUCAUCUGGAUGGAGAAAUCGAGAAACUUCGGAAGCAACUUAAAGUCAAGCUCAGCCGCCUCUAUGAGGCCCAAGGCAGACCGGAGCUGAAGGGCUUUAACCUGAACCCCCUCAACCAGGAUGAGCUCAAAGCUGUCAAGAUCAUCUUGAGAGGAUGA